Equus caballus (horse) is the source of this 3029-nucleotide messenger RNA. It is a transcript of the gene OPRD1, whose product is annotated as opioid receptor delta 1. Gene Ontology annotation, biological process: G protein-coupled opioid receptor signaling pathway; neuropeptide signaling pathway. NCBI's taxonomy places the organism in Eukaryota, Metazoa, Chordata, Mammalia, Perissodactyla, Equidae. Gene Ontology annotation, cellular component: neuron projection; plasma membrane. Gene Ontology annotation, molecular function: G protein-coupled enkephalin receptor activity; neuropeptide binding. The record is from RefSeq and is a predicted model, not a curated record.
GCCACGGCCUCGGGCCUCGGCGCGCCGUUCGCACCAGGUCUCUGCGCCCAGGGCGCACGGUGGGGAGGGACGCCCCUGGCCACCAUGGAGUCGGCCCCCUCCACUGAUGCCGAGCUGCAGCCCCCGCUCCUCGCCAACGCGUCGGACGCCUUCCCCAGCGUCUUCCCCAGCGCGGGCGCCAAUGCGUCGGGGCCGCCGGGCGCACGGAGCGCCUCGUCCCUCGCCCUGGCCAUCGCCAUCACUGCGCUCUAUUCGGCCGUGUGCGCCGUGGGGCUGCUGGGCAACGUGCUUGUCAUGUUCGGCAUCGUCCGGUACACCAAGAUGAAGACAGCCACCAACAUCUACAUCUUCAACCUGGCCUUGGCAGACGCAUUGGCCACUAGCACGCUGCCCUUCCAGAGCGCCAAGUACCUGAUGGAGACCUGGCCCUUCGGGGAACUGCUCUGCAAGGUUGUGCUCUCCAUUGACUACUACAAUAUGUUCACCAGCAUCUUCACACUCACUAUGAUGAGUGUCGACCGCUAUAUUGCUGUCUGCCACCCUGUCAAGGCCCUGGACUUCCGCACACCCGCCAAGGCCAAGCUGAUCAACAUCUGCAUCUGGGUCCUGGCCUCAGGUGUUGGUGUACCCAUCAUGGUCAUGGCUGUGACCCGCCCCCGGGACGGGGCAGUGGUGUGCAUGCUCCAGUUCCCCAGCCCCAGCUGGUACUGGGACACGGUGACCAAGAUCUGCGUGUUUCUCUUCGCCUUCGUUGUGCCCAUACUCAUCAUCACCGUGUGCUACGGCCUCAUGCUGCUGCGCCUGCGCAGCGUGCGCCUGCUGUCGGGCUCCAAGGAGAAGGACCGCAGCCUGCGGCGCAUCACGCGCAUGGUGCUGGUGGUGGUGGGCGCCUUCGUGGUAUGCUGGGCGCCCAUCCACAUCUUCGUCAUCGUCUGGACGCUGGUGGACAUCGACCGCCGCGACCCACUCGUGGUGGCCGCGCUGCACCUGUGCAUCGCGCUCGGCUACGCCAACAGCAGCCUCAACCCAGUGCUCUACGCCUUCCUCGACGAGAACUUCAAGCGCUGCUUCCGCCAGCUCUGCCGCACGCCCUGCAGCCGCCCCGAGCCCGGCAGCUUCGGCCGCGCCCGCGAAGCCACGGCCCGCGAGCGGGUCACCGCCUGCACCCCGUCCGACGGGCCCGGUGGUGGCGCCGCCGCCUGACCAGGCUGGGCCGGCCCGCCGCGCGCCCCUCCGGAGUGACCUGGCCGUCACACUGGGGGCCACAGCGCGGAAAGGGGCAGAAGAGGCCUCUUUUGGAGAAGGGGGCCAGCUUGAGACCAGGCAGGGGCCAAGAGAUGGGGUCCCUGCAGUGGGGUGGACCUCUGGUCUGGGGCGGGGCAGAGGGCAGGACGGUGGGGCAGGGCCUCUGGGCUGAGGGCGUGGUCGGGGGCUCUGGGUUGGGCUGGAAGGUGGUGGUGAAGCUAGGGACUCCAGGGGAGUGGGACCUGUGGCUCCAGAACUGGGCCGCCGAACAGGGCUUCUGCAAUGGGAUGGGCCUCAACCUUGGGACAACCUUGAGUUCUAACCCAGAGCAGGCUUGCAGGAGUGGGGAUCUGGCCUGAGACCUGAAGAUCCAGGACCCAGGACCCAGGAAGGGCAGUGGUGGGGAUGGUCACUUGAGAAUUGAGCUGCAAGAUUGGUCUCUGUGUAGUGGGGAGGGGCCUCUUGUUGGGCAGGACAGAAGGGCAGGACAGUGAAGUGUGGCUACAGCUCAAGAUAGGGCCUGGGUGCAGCAGACGGAGGCCUCAACUUUGGGAUAGAGUCCCAGCCCCGAGUUCCAGCAAGAGACUGGCCUCCCCAAGGUCCAGGUCCAACUUGACAUCUUUAUAGAGAGAGAGAGUGAGAGAGAGAAACAAUAUACCUUUUCUCUCCUUGACAGUCAUUUCCUUGGAAUGGGCAGGGGUACCUCAGCAUCCAAGUAAUUUCUCCAGCACUGCAUCCCAGUGGGGUUUGGGACAGGACAGUGGAGCAGGGCCAGUGGCUCCAGGAUAGGAUAGUGGGACAAAGCCUCAGUUGGGCUAGGAUCCCCAGCCCUGAGUUCUAACAGGACUUGGAAAGAGUGAGGAGGUCCCUUGGCUCCAAAACUGGAGCUGGAAGUCGGCCUCUGUACCAGGGGUGGGGGUGAGGGGCCGAGGAGGAGGGGGCUUCUGCUCUGAGGUUAGGUCCUCCAGCUAGAGGGCAGACCGUUUAGGGGUCCCCAGUGCCCUGCUUUCUCUGGCCCAGGUGCUGGAGGAUGAGGACCACUCUGGUUAGAGUCCGUGGAUGGUGAGUGCACCUGGACUGGUGGGGGCGUCUGAAGACCCGUAUGGACUUUUCCUCCUCUCAGCCUCUGGCUCUUGGGCCCCUGAGAAGAAUCUCCAAGAAAUCCUCUCUCCCUUCUCCCAACAGCUGGCUGCCCCCAGGGAGUCCAGUGUUUCUGGUGAACUGGAACUGCCUGCCCAGAGCCUUGACUUUGAAGGAACUGGCAGGAAGAAGGCAUUUAUGACUGUGAUGCUAGCGUCAGUGUGUGCUCCCCUCUCCCCUUCCCCCAGGGACCCCCCCCAGGUCCCUCAGCUGCUCUAGCUGCCCCUUUCAAGCUGCUGAGGGCAGGGUCCACCCGGAGCUGGGCAUAGAAGUUUUUCUCUUCAUUCGUUUGGCAUUUUAUUCAGGCUUUCCCCGGUCUUUGCUUCCCCCUAUAUCAGGGCCUGUCCUUGUUCCCUGUGCCUCCUCCAUGCUUCAUCUCCUCUCCCCCCACCUUCGCCCCCACCCCCCAGACACUGCCUGGGGCCCGCACCCCUGAAUCCCUGUUGAAGCAGUGUGCUGACAUCCUUGUAAAAACAAAUUUAAUUUUCUUCCCUUUUUGGGACAGAUGGAAAGAAAUUGACGUCUUUGUCUCAAACAAAAAAAAAAGAAACAAUAUACCUCUUCUCCCUUGACAGUCAUUUUUUGGGAACAAAAGCCUUUCCCCUGUCUGAGAGGCUGUCACUCCAGCAUGGGGGGGGGGGGGA